Messenger RNA from Chanos chanos (milkfish), 3239 nucleotides. RefSeq names its product COPI coat complex subunit beta 2 (gene copb2). NCBI's taxonomy places the organism in Eukaryota, Metazoa, Chordata, Actinopteri, Gonorynchiformes, Chanidae. The coding region runs from base 82 to 2925 and encodes 947 amino acids. Gene Ontology annotation, biological process: retrograde vesicle-mediated transport, Golgi to endoplasmic reticulum; intra-Golgi vesicle-mediated transport; endoplasmic reticulum to Golgi vesicle-mediated transport. The record is from RefSeq and is a predicted model, not a curated record. Gene Ontology annotation, molecular function: structural molecule activity; protein binding. Gene Ontology annotation, cellular component: COPI vesicle coat. The transcript has 22 exons.
CGCAAAACCAAGCGAAAUCCAGAGGGCAGUGGAGGUUGGUAAAUACUUGAACUAAAAGAGAGACAGCAAAUCGCCGACAAGAUGCCUCUCAGGCUGGACAUCAAGCGUAAGCUUACAGCCCGGUCGGAUCGCGUCAAAAGCGUAGACCUCCAUCCGACAGAGCCAUGGAUGUUAGCCAGCCUGUACAACGGCAGUGUCUGUGUGUGGAACCAUGAAACACAGACCCUUGUCAAAACCUUUGAGGUGUGUGACCUGCCAGUGAGAGCAUCCAAAUUUGUUGCAAGAAAGAACUGGGUUAUCACUGGGGCAGAUGACAUGCAGAUACGUGUUUUUAACUAUAACACAUUGGAGCGUGUCCACAUGUUUGAAGCCCAUUCUGAUUACAUUCGCUGCAUUGCAGUCCAUCCCACCCAGCCUUACAUCCUCACCAGCAGUGAUGACAUGCUGAUUAAACUAUGGGACUGGGAGAAGAAGUGGUCAUGCAGUCAGGUGUUUGAGGGCCACACACACUAUGUCAUGCAGAUUGUUAUCAACCCCAAAGACAACAACCAGUUUGCCAGUGCUUCUCUGGACAGGACCAUUAAGGUAUGGCAGCUGGGUUCCUCCUCUCCAAACUUUACUCUUGAGGGUCAUGAGAAAGGAGUGAACUGCAUUGACUAUUACAGUGGAGGAGACAAACCGUACCUCAUAUCUGGAGCUGAUGACAGGCUUGUGAAGAUCUGGGACUACCAGAACAAAACAUGUGUGCAGACCCUGGAAGGACAUGCCCAGAAUGUGUCCUGCGUGAGCUUCCACCCAGAACUGCCAAUCAUCAUCACAGGAUCAGAGGAUGGCACUGUGCGUAUCUGGCACUCCAGCACUUACCGCCUGGAGAGCACUCUGAACUACGGCAUGGAACGUGUGUGGUGUGUGUGUGGCCUGCGUGGUUCAAACAACGUAGCACUGGGUUAUGAUGAAGGAAGCAUUAUUAUCAAGCUUGGACGUGAGGAACCAGCCAUGUCCAUGGACACCAAUGGAAAGAUUAUCUGGGCCAAACACUCGGAGGUCCAGCAGGCUAACCUAAAGGCUAUGGGAGACGCUGAGAUCAAGGAUGGAGAACGGCUACCGCUGGCUGUCAAAGACAUGGGCAGCUGUGAGAUUUACCCUCAGACAAUACAGCACAACCCUAAUGGAAGGUUUGUGGUUGUGUGUGGAGAUGGAGAAUAUAUUAUUUACACUGCUAUGGCUCUGAGAAACAAGAGCUUUGGCUCUGCACAAGAGUUUGUCUGGGCUCACGACUCCUCCGAGUACGCAAUCAGGGAGAGCAACAGUGUGGUAAAAAUUUUCAAGAACUUUAAAGAGAAGAAGUCAUUUAAACCAGACUUUGGAGCAGAAGGUAUCUAUGGUGGCUUCUUGUUGGGAGUCAGGUCAGUCAAUGGCUUGGCAUUCUAUGACUGGGAGAACACUGAGCUGAUUCGCCGCAUUGAGAUCCAGCCCAAACACAUCUUCUGGUCUGACUCAGGAGAGCUGGUUUGCAUUGCCACUGAGGAGUCUUUCUUCAUCCUGCGCUACCUGUCAGAGAAAGUGGCCGCCUCCCAGGAGUCCAAUGAGGGGGUGACGGAGGACGGUAUUGAGGAUGCCUUUGAGGUCCUAGGAGAGAUUCAAGAGAUUGUGAAGACAGGUCUGUGGGUUGGAGAUUGCUUCAUCUACACCAGCUCAGUAAACAGACUCAACUACUAUGUUGGAGGAGAAAUUGUCACCAUUGCUCACCUGGACAGAACCAUGUACCUGCUGGGUUACAUCCCAAAAGAUGACCGGCUGUACCUGGGAGAUAAGGAGCUGAAUAUUGUCAGUUACUCGCUGCUAGUGUCUGUGUUGGAGUACCAGACUGCGGUCAUGCGGCGGGACUUUGGCAUGGCUGACAAAGUUCUGCCCACCAUCCCCAAAGAACAGAGGACAAGGGUGGCCCAUUUCCUGGAGAAACAGGGUUUCAAGCAGCAGGCGUUGGCUGUGUCCACUGAUCCAGAGCACAGGUUUGAAUUGGCUUUGCAGCUUGGAGAACUGAAGAUUGCCUAUCAGCUGGCAGUGGAAGCAGAGUCUGAGCAAAAGUGGAAACAGCUUGCGGAGUUGGCGAUCAACAAAUGCCAGUUUGGCUUGGCACAGGAGUGUCUCCACCAUGCCCAGGACUAUGGUGGGCUACUGCUGCUUGCCACUGCGUCUGGCAAUGCUGCCAUGGUGGGCAAACUGGCAGAGGGAGCUGAACGGGAUGGCAAGAACAACGUGGCUUUCAUGACCUACUUCCUGCAGGGGAAAUUGGACCACUGUCUGGAGCUCUUGAUUAAGACCAAUCGUCUGCCAGAGGCUGCCUUCUUAGCCCGCACAUAUCUUCCCAGCCAAGUGUCCAGAGUGGUAAAACUUUGGAGAGAGAACCUGGCCAAAGUUAAUCAGAAAGCAGCUGAGUCGCUGGCAGACCCGACAGAGUACGAGAACCUGUUCCCUGGGCUAAGGGAGGCCUUUGUGGCAGAACAGUUCCUUAGAGAGACCAGCCUUGGCAAGACCAGACCCGCUACAGACUACCCAUUGGUCACGCCAAAUGAAGAGAGAAAUGUUCUCGAGGAGGCCAGAGGCUAUGAACCCAAAGGAGAGUUUCCAGCCCCCGUAAAGACUGAUGUCAGUGAGGAAGCCCCAGCUGAAACAGGCGUGUUAGCUUCAGUCAUGGCAGCUGUCGCUGCACCUGUGGCUGCAGCCGUAGCUGCUGUGACUCCAGCGGAGCCUGAACCCGCCGAGGAAGAGCAGGAGGAGGAAGAGCCAGCCGUCAGUGCAGCAGCCACAGCCACAACCAGCGACAAGGUCUUGGAAGAUCUGGAAGAUGACUUGGACAACAUGGAGCUGGAUGACAUAGACACCACAGACGUCAACCUGGACGAUGACUUCUUAGAUGACUGAACCCUGGCACUGAAGAAAUGAGUUUAUUUAAGAGACCAAACCCUUUUGUAUUUGUACUUGGAUUAUGUCAGUCCUGCCGAGAUGGAGAGAGGGAAUGUUUUUGGAAGAUCGCAUAGAAUCUAAUGUGAUGAUUUAGUUAAUAACGGUAAAAACAGAGGGAUGAAUAUGUGUAUCUUUGUCUUUUGAAUUUUGUAUGUCAUAUAACAAGUUAUGGCCUUCCAGUACUUCAGAAUAUCCGUAUUUGCUUUUCACUGCUGUGCUCUAAGCAUGGAUAAAUCAUUGCUCUUUUACCUAAAAUAAAAUGGUCAAAGUCA